Messenger RNA from Eutrema salsugineum, 1029 nucleotides. RefSeq lists its product as uncharacterized. Bases 1 to 1029 code for a protein of 342 amino acids. NCBI's taxonomy places the organism in Eukaryota, Viridiplantae, Streptophyta, Magnoliopsida, Brassicales, Brassicaceae. The record is from RefSeq and is a predicted model, not a curated record. The transcript has 7 exons.
AUGGCAUUACAUCUAGCGUUAGGUCUAUGUGUCUAUCUGCUAUUGACACAAGGUGCGGAAGGAAAUAUUGAUGAUUUUGACUGUGUUGAGAUAUACAAACAACCAGCUUUCCAACAUCCUUUGUUGAAAAAUCACAAGAUUCAGGAAACAUUCAGCUCAUAUGAGAAUCCUGAAAGAAGCAACAAAUAUGAAACAGAAGAGCAUUGUCCAAAAGGAACGGUUCCAAUUUUUAGACAGAGAAAUGGAUCUGAGAGCUUUCAUGUGAACACAGCCGAGUAUUUCGGUCAACAUUUUGCAACAAUUGAGACCAUGGUAGAUGGAAGUAUCUAUCGAGGAGCUGAAGCUGAUAUAAGUGUUCAUUCUUUAAACUUAAAAGAUAAUCAAUAUAGUAAAAGUCAAAUGUGGUUAGAGAAUGGACCUCCAGAUCAACUCAAUAGUAUACAAGCUGGUUGGGCGGUGCAUCCAAGAUUGUAUGGUGAUAGUGUCACACGAUUUACAAUAUAUUGGACUAGAGAUCGUUAUGGAAAAACAGGGUGCUACAACACACAAUGCCCUGGUUUUGUUGUUGUAAGUGGAAAUCCCAGAAUUGGGAGAGGAUUUUGGGGCUCCUCUAUCUACGGUACAUCGAGCCUUUUCUUUACAACAGAAAUUUUUCAGGAUGGCUUUAGCGGAAACUGGGCACUUAAAAUAGGUAAUGAAGUAAUUGGUUACUGGCCCAAAGAGUUAUUUACACACUUAAACAAAGGUGCUUCUCUGGUGAGAUAUGGAGGGAAUACCUUUAUAUCCCCUGACCGAAUCAGCCCUCCAAUGGGAAAUGGACAUUUUCCAGUUUUUGAUUUUAAGAAAUCAGCACAUUUCAAAAAUGUCGUGAUCAUAAACUCCAACUAUAAAAAAGUUUAUGUUGAAGAUAGAAAAUUAAGACGUUAUGCUGAUAAUCAUAGUUGCUAUAGGGUGACAUAUUGGGGUUAUAGCAAAUCCAAUGGAGUGUCCUUCUCAUUUGGAGGUCCAGGUGGAAAUUGUGAUAUUUGA